This is a messenger RNA of Trichomycterus rosablanca, 2309 nucleotides long. RefSeq names its product chromosome 2 C6orf47 homolog (gene c2h6orf47). Lineage: Eukaryota; Metazoa; Chordata; Actinopteri; Siluriformes; Trichomycteridae. The coding region runs from base 73 to 987 and encodes 304 amino acids. The record is from RefSeq and is a predicted model, not a curated record. The transcript has 2 exons.
GUAAUUUAAGAAGUUAUAGGGUUGAAUCGUAGAUUUUUGACUAUUAAAUUGGGUUUAGUGAAAGAAGGAAACAUGUCAGCUGUUGUAGGACGAGUUUGGACUUGGGUAAACCCAAGGAAUUUGUACCGCCCUUGGGAUAGCAAGCCCAAAUGUGAAAAACCAAUUACACUUGAAGGUCAGGAGAAGAAGAGCAGCACAUGGAGCCUGGGAGGGUUAGCCCCUUGGGUUUGGGGUCCAUGGAGAAACCCAAGUGACCAAAAGAUGCCCACGGAGGAGUUUUGGGAAGCACAGGAAGACAUUCUCAAACCUGUAAAAAUUGAGGAACUGAAAGCAGAAAGAUCUGACGCUGUGGCUCCUCAGCGAUGGUGGAGUAGUAUGCUCCCAUCUUUCCGCGUUUGGCCGAGAUCAGCGGACUCCUCCGGGCUCAGACAGAGAGGCCAACCGUCAUCGGAAACGGAUUCCCAAGACGGCGAACUCUCCGACUACGGAACCCCUCCGCCAUCGCCCUCGCCACUCUCGAAGGGCACGGCGGCCUUCCGCUUCUUCGCCCGCUCCUGGACGGGCGAGAUCCUCCCCGAGCAUUUCCAGAUCUGCUUCAACUUCAUCCGUCACCUCUUCGACCUGUUCGUCGUCGGCUUCCUGUGGUCGGUCUCGCCCCCUGCCAGGUUCGUCCUCGACGUCCUCGGAGUCCAAGGUGCCCUGAAGCUGUGGCUGCACGGCAUGGCCAUGUUCCUGGUGUCCUCGGUAGGCAUGGCCGGCCUGCUGUGGCUGGUUCAGGAGUACCUGGCGCAGUUUGCCCUGGUGUACGGCAUCGUUCAGGCGCUCGUCGUUUCGGUCAGCGUGCGCCAGAGCGUCAUUCUGGGGACCGAAGAGGACGAUGAGAAGGAGGAUGGCAAAGAGGAACAAGACGAGGUGGAUGAGACGGAAGAAGAGUGGGAGCAGGAUCAACCCAGCCGUGUUCACAACAAAAUGAUGCCUGUGUCUUAAAGGAAGAUACUCAGGCUGUGAGGAGUGCCGUGCCUAAUUACAACGUGACCACUGGAGCACAAACUGGCACCGGCACCCCUGAAAUGCCACCUGACGAGGACACAUCCCAUCAGCAAAUCUAAAUCUUAAUCCCGGAGAAUUCCACACGAACCACAUGAGGUUCCUCUGAUCUUAAUGGAUUUUUAAUCAGUACGGCAAAAUGCCGGAGACGUGCGUCUCGUCACGGAGAGUUGCAAUGGAGAUUCGACCUUAUCGUGCACUGAAAUGCACUUUGAUCGUGGAGAGAUUGGAGAGAGAGAUCCUGCUGUGAUGUUUAUUACGUAAUCUGACUGCAGGAUUUACACCACUGUUCGGUUUUAGCUUUGUAAGGACUUGAUGAUGUGUAGGAGGAUUCUGCAGAUAUCGUUUAGAACUUCUAUCACCAGCUAUUUAACCUAUUUAAGUCUUUUUUUAUCAUGUCUGACUCCUGGCAUUGUGACACUCCUUUAACGCUACGUCUAGUCGACUCUACCUUUCCUCACUCAGCAUAAAUAUUAAGGAUUUGUAGUUGUUUUCGUAUUAAUGCGUACGUUUAUACACGACUGCUGAUUUGUUUUCGUCUUUUAGUCCAGACAUGUCCGGUGCUGUGACCGGCCUAUAAGAUAAUAGAUUAUUUAAGAGCAGUUUGGUCUGUUUUAUAUUGGAAUGUCGGCUUUAAAAUAAUUCCCCUCAGUACGAAACGUCCUAUUUCUUAAAAUAUGUGGGACAGAACCAAGCCAGUAACAAAUAUCGAAUUGAGGCCUUUAUAAAUAUAUUAUUUAAGUUAUAGCAGGUCGGGUUACCACAAGAAACGUAUGUUAAAUGUUAAAUAAAUCUAUGUAAGAGCUUAAGUUAAGGUACAAAGGUUUUGGGGGCUUUGCCAGCUAUUUAAUUUAGUUUAAAACACUUUAUUAACUCUUGAUUUCACCAGCUGACAUUUACGCAGAUCCAUCCAUUUAUUCAUUCAUUUGUAUCAGCCGCUUUAUGUCAAGUCAGGUCAAAUGUAUUUAUGUAGCGCUUUUUACAAUAGACUUUGUCUCAAAGCAACUUUACAGAAUCCAGGACCAACAGACCCCUGAUGAGCAAGCCAAGGGCGACAGUAGAGGAACCAGACUCAGCAGGGACCCAUCUUUCUUGGGUGGCCUGGAGGAUCCUUUAAAUAACUAGAAUUUACACAAAUCAUACAAACACAAAAUUAAAUUGAACUGAAAGUUAUAACUAGCAAAAAAAAAAAAUUGGAGUUCUUCAUUGUUCAGUCCAGUCUGUGAUAAAGUCCAUUCUAAGUUUUGGGCAUUUUUGGUGCA